Messenger RNA from Octodon degus (degu), 2831 nucleotides. It is a transcript of the gene Rab44, whose product is annotated as RAB44, member RAS oncogene family. NCBI's taxonomy places the organism in Eukaryota, Metazoa, Chordata, Mammalia, Rodentia, Octodontidae. Gene Ontology annotation, molecular function: GTPase activity; GTP binding. The transcript has 14 exons. The record is from RefSeq and is a predicted model, not a curated record. The annotation marks the transcript as partial.
ACUUGGCCUGGGCAGAGGCUGAAGCAGGGGGUGUCUAUCCCUGACGACACUGUGUGUGCAGGCGAGUCUGGUGACGUCUUAGGACCUCAGCUUCCUGGCCCCGUGGAAAGUGGCCAGAGAAUGUACCGGAAGGGCCGGAAGCUUGGCUCCAGCCGCCGCCGGCAGUUGAGAGAGCCGGCCGACGGCCAGGAUGCCCUGGGCGACCCAGGACCCGAGGCCUGGACCCCGGAAGCCGAGGCGGAGCUGCAGACCUUCUUCCAGGACUGCGGGGCCAAGGACAGAGGCUUUGUGACCCGCGAGGACCUGGCGGAGGCCAAGUUCCACUUCCUGGGCAUCGAGCAACAGCCGCAGAUGGUCUUCGACUGGGUGGACUUGGAGCGGAGGGGCCGCCUGUCCCUGGAGGAGUUCAGUUCUGGACUCAAAAACAUCUUUGGCUCCAGCCUGAGCACCCAUGGGCUCCGCAGGCGGCGGACACCAGCCUCCCAGCGGGUGUCUGUGACUGCUGGCUUCCCAGCCCUGGAGGAGGCCGACUCCGAGGAGAGGGAGGCGUUCCUUGCCCUUCUGGGACAGCUGGGAACUGCUCCCUCGCUUCCUGAGGAGACGGAAAUCUGGCAACUGUGGAGGAAACUGAGGCAGGAGGAGCCCCAGCUGGUGGACAACUUGGAGGGUUUUCUGGCCAAGAUGAGUAGCCGCCUGCAGGAAGCCCGGGCCGACAAGGAGGCCCUGGAGCAGACUCUGAGGAAGUGUGACUCCGACCACCACCGCGAGGUGCGGCAGCUGUAUGAGGAAAUGGAGCAGCAGAUCCACCGGGAGAAGCGGCAGCUGCAGGCCCAGAGUGACUCCAGGGACCUGGCCCUCAGUGCCCAGAUGCAGGAGGCCCUGGAAGCCAAGGAGCUUGAGGUGCAGCAACUGGCACAGGGCCAGAGUGAGCUGGAGGCCCAGCUCCACAGCCUCAGUGACACCCACCAAGAGGCUACCUCAGAGAACCUGCAGCUCAGAGAGGCCGGGCGAGACCUGGCCGGGCAGCUGGAGGAGGUGCGGGGGCAGCUGCAGGUGACCAGGGGACACCUGGAUGCCACCAGGGGCCUAGUGUCUUGGCAAGCGGAGGAGGAUGCCAGGGUUCCUGGAGCAAACAAAAAGGUCUCAGCCACUCGGGCCGAGACCCCCGAGGAGGGCCCCCUGCCCGGGCUAUUCGGGGACAAUGAUGACUGGGACCAGCUCCUGAGUGGCUUCAGCAGCUCCCCACCCCGAGCGCCACAGCUGGCCUGGAGCCCACCCUCCUCACCCCAGGCUACCCCAGGAGCCCCGACGCCCCGUGUGGUCAGGCAGAUCUCCAUCUCGGAGCUGCACACAUUGCCAGAUCCCAAUGGGGCCCCGAGGAGCCCGCCAGAGUUGCACCCCAGCACCCAGGAUGGGAAGGGAGGGGAUCUCCUGGGGGCCCCAGUGGAGGGAUCGGGGAGCCUGGUGUCAGCCAUGCUCAGGGUCCUCACUCCUGUGGAGGAGGAUGCUGGCUUUCAGCCCCCUCCCCAGAAUCCCGCUGGGCCCAGGGAGCUGCUCCAGGGCCCUCAUGGCCCUGAGCCCAGGCACGAAGAGGCCCCACGGGCUGAGGGUGCUGAGCCAGGCUUGGCGUCCCCUGGCACUGUGCUCUUCACUCAGGGGCUGGAGCCUGUAGGACAGGCUCCCCAGGAGGGCCUGGGGCUGGGAGAGCAGAGCCUGCGCAGGCAGAAGAGCCUUCCCGAGGGACUCAGGGAAGCUCAGGGCCAGGCCCUUGGGCUGCAGUGGCCAUCCACCCACCUACUCCAGAGUCCUGAAGCAGAGCCCCAGGCUGGGGAAGGAAAAGCAGUAGGCCGAGGCAGGCAGGACCCCAGUUCCGAGCAGGCAGCCGAGGCUCUGGAACCCACCCAGUCAGCCCCUCUGCCGGCCUUCACCUUCACGGAGCCCCUGCAGGCUCCCUUGGCAGUGGCCCUUGUCUCUGAGCAGCCACUUCCCACGGGGCUCUCUCCCAACACAGGGGCCCAGCAGCACCCCCAGGCCUUUUCCACCCCGGCUGAGCCCAAAACCCCACCUAGACCCCAGCCUGACACUGCCCAGGCAGAGAACGAGACAGGCCCCCCUCCACUCAAGGCAGAGAGCUGGCCCUCAGCCCCUGGCACGGACCCCUCCCUCGGGUACUCUGCCACCACCCCCGAGCCUCAGGCCAACCCUGACUACCUCUUCCACGUCAUCUUCCUGGGUGACUCCAGUGUGGGCAAGACCACCUUCCUUCACCUGCUGCAUCACAAUGCCUUCGCCACCGGGUUGGCUGCCACCGUGGGAGUGGAUUUUCGGGUCAAAACCCUGCUGGUGGACAACAAGUGCUUUGCGCUGCAGCUGUGGGACACAGCUGGCCAGGAGAGGUACCACAGCGUGACGCGGCAGCUGCUCCGCAAGGCGGAUGGGGUGGUGCUCAUGUAUGACGUCACCUCUCAGGAGAGCUUUGCGCAUGUGCGCUACUGGCUGGACUGUCUGCAGGACGCAGGGGCGCAGGGCGUGGCCCUCCUCCUCCUCGGAAACAAGACGGACUGCGAGGAGGCGCGGCAGGUGCCCACGGAGGCCGGGCAGCAGCUGGCGCAGGAGCUGGGCGUGUCCUUCGGAGAGUGCAGCGCCAUCCUGGGCCACAACAUCCUGGAGCCCGUGGUGAACCUGGCCCGGGCCCUUAAGGUGCAGGAGGACCGCCUAAGGGACUCGCUGGUGGAGGUGGCACCCAGGAAGCCUCGCAAGAGAGCCGGCUGCUGCUCCUGACCCCGCCCCUACCAUCCCACCCGGCUUCUGUCCCUCAGCUCCAUCCCGGC